This is a messenger RNA of Schistosoma spindalis, 755 nucleotides long. The record is from the annotation of a GenBank genome assembly. NCBI's taxonomy places the organism in Eukaryota, Metazoa, Platyhelminthes, Trematoda, Strigeidida, Schistosomatidae.
GGGCAGUAUCAUAGCCCUCACACAUAUCAAAUAAGAUUUCUGUGGCGCAUAUGUAUUUGGUACCUCCUUGUACCAAUAUCUAUGUGUUAAAAUAAAUAAAUAAAUAAUUUUACGGAAAACGUAGAUAUUUCUUACCUAACAAAUAUUAUUGCUUAAAUUUUUUAACUAUUACACUUCAGAUUAUCAUGAAUUCACAAUCUCCUGAAGACAACGACAUGUUACAUGAUUCAUCAUAUGCAAAUUGUGACAUCAGAAAACGUCAACGUUCUGAUAAGAUUUCAAAUCUUAUGGGUCAGUAUCUUUUGAAAGGAUGGAGAAUGUUAAACGAAUCUUGUCCUAAAUGUGAGACUAUUCUUUUUCAACAACCUAAUGGUCAGUAUUAUUGUGUAGCUUGCUUAGAAGUUGAUCAGGAAAAAUCCAAUUCUAUUAAAGAACCAUUGUUAGGUAGCCAGCACUUACUGAACAAAUCACAAAAUUUCUCGACUGCAUUGUCGCCAUUUCGUAAUGAUGUUGACACUGGUUUACCAAAGAAGUUCAUUGAUGCUCAGAUGAAACCACUUUCCGAUAAUAAAAAAACUUCAACUGCAUCCAGUGAGAUUAGUAUACUAACGGAACUACGUGAAAAAAUCCAUUGGUCAAUGUCUCAAUUAGUGGAAACUACUACACCUGUGGAGAUUCGGCAUUGGGUGGAUACACUCAAGUCUUUAUUAGAUCUAUGGGAUAAAUUGUUAAAAUCUAAUUUUGUCAAGUCCUAA